AUGUCCAGCACAAUUUCGAGCCUUUCAGACCCUCGUUUCGAAACUAGAGUCGAUUUAUCGUUCAUCUUUGCCAAAAUCUCGUGUGUGACAGACGAUGCUCCACUAUCUACCUAUGAAGACUCAUGUAGUGCUCUUGUGCGAGUAACUGAGUUGCUUAGCAUUCUGGCUGCCAUUAUCGAUAGAGAUGCACUUCUUCUGGGUACUCUUUCAGAGUACUUGGUGCCAAGGCUAAAUAAAAUUGUAUCCAGAAUACUCAUAAAAUCGUUUCUAGAUACCUGUAUAACCGAAAUGUGGAGCCAAAGGCUACACGCUGAGGUAUUUGUUUCAUUUGUUACGUUCUUCAAGACCAUAGCGAUAAUUGCAAACGCCUUGAAUUCAAGACUUCCCAAGACGUGCAGGAAGACUGACGAUAAUGAUGACAAUAACGACAACGCUAAUGGGAUCCUUCUGAUAACUGAUUCCAAUAAAAUUGAAAUCAUAGAUAAGUUGUUCGUAGUUUCGGCACAGCACCCAGAGCUCUAUAGGUCAAAAUCACUUCCAGAAUCCUCAUCACCGUCCAAUUACGAAACUACUAAGAUUAAAAGCUCGCUAAACCUCUUUGAAAUGUGCAUUGAAAAGGUGCUACAUGAGGACGUAUCACCAUCAGUGGAGAUAGUACGCUACCUCACGGAAAAGUAUUUGGCUGCAAACUCAUUCAGAAAGGAAGUCAAGUUGUUCCUAAUAAGAGGCUACAUGGGCAGCUGGCAACACAGAGACGUAAUGCCAGGCUCUCAGCACGAUGGUACUGCCAAAAUUGGCCAGCUUGUCGAAUUAAGGAAUAGGAUAAUUCUGAAUGAUGAAGAAAACUUAACGCUAGAGCUUUGUUUGCUUGCCAGGAGCAUCAACAAGUUAAUACUACGGUUCAGAUACAUUAACGGUCAGCUAAAUCACGAAUUACCACAGCAGACCACUCUGGAGUCUUUUGUAAAGGCUCCAAAUGAAUUUGAACAAGCAAAAACUGAAACCACUACCUUGGAUAGCACAGACGAACCAAAACCAAUUGUAAAAGCUCCUGCUCCACACAUCACAGGUAGACCAGAAGAAGAAAAGUCUACACUGGGUAAUAAUGACGGGCCCAAGGGUGAAGAAUCUCCAUCUGCCCAAGCAGAAACAGACAAAUCUAAAUCUACAGCACCAAGCAAGAAAUCACUUUUCAAGUACCUAAGAAAAGGCAGAGCCCACAGAAAAAGAUGA
Dujonia railenensis is the source of this 1233-nucleotide messenger RNA. NCBI's taxonomy places the organism in Eukaryota, Fungi, Ascomycota, Pichiomycetes, Serinales, Debaryomycetaceae. The record is from the annotation of a GenBank genome assembly.